CGCUCUUUCACGGCCUGAGUUCCAACGUGCUUCCCCCUCAUGUCCACCGUCAUGGAUCUCUCUCGGCUUACCCGCCCGGCAAUCCUCUGCCAAUGCUCGCGAUGCUCGAGUUCGCUAGCUGCGCUCGAGAACGAGUGGGCUAAACUCUCGAAUUCUUACUCCAUAGUGGCUGGGUGGCUGAGCGUCGAGCUGCAUCGCAUUUCCAUCUCCUCGGAGAAGAAGCAAAUUCCGCAAUCAUCAGAGCUGAACACCCUACGAGGCCGGAUCCUCCAGGAAAUCUCCUGUAAGCUCUGUCAACAGAAGCUGGGCGUGCUAUGCUCUCUAGACAAUGGCCCGAAUAUCUUCUGGAAGUUAUCGAAGGUGUCGUUUAGGGAAAUUGUUACCAUGCGCACAGUGGAGCCCGUAUUUAAGGAUGGAUCGCUCGAACGCAUUCUAUGUCCGACUCCCCCCUCCCGACAAGACCGAACCCCAGUCCAUGCCGGGGCCCUGGUACCCACUACAUCGACGGAGCUAGACCCCUAUAACUUGUCUAUGGAACAACAGAUCCAGCACCAAGGGCUGAGUCUCGAUCACAUUACAAGUUCCGUCAGCAACCUUCACGAUACCAUGUCCGAGUUGAAGAACGCAUUCACCGCUCUGCGCAUCGAAUUGAACGGCCCAGGUCGAUUCACAUCCGAUAUAGGCACCCCUGCUAGCAAGGACAUGAUGAUCGCAACAGUAUUGAAGGAACUCAGAUCCAAAGCCGAUGAAAUCGAAAGACUGAAGCUCGAAAACGAAGCACUGAAGCUGAAGAACCGUUACGCGGAAGAGCAAACCCUCAAACAAGUACAACCGCCACCGCCACAACCCUUAUAUGCCGACACAACAAUACUCGCAGAAGUACGAAGCCCAGGCUUACUACAAGGAAGUCGGAAGCGGCCCUGGCCAGACUCAUUUCCGAGCGGACGCACCCAACCGAUAGGAGAUUCGUUCGACGAAGACUCUUCGGACAGCAUCGCAGACUUCUCCUUAGAAGACGCAAGUCUACCUCCAGUCAAAAUCCCACUGAAAGACUCCACAUCCAUGUCCACAACAGACAAAACAACCCACGAACCCACACCAUCAGGCUCUCCCAAACUGCACAUCGAAUUAAACUCGCAACGACAACAACGACAACAACAGCAGCAACAAACCCCUAACCAUGAUAACGACCUUAACAACCACCACGACAACAGCAACAACCUCGCCACCUCUCACCGAGAAGCCAUAGUAAAACGUCCGCGCCUAUCCCAGUCAACAGACAAACCCACAACCAGUGGACGAAGACCCGGCCGACCCCCACGCAAAUCAUUCAGCCAAACCACCAAACCCGACAUCACCACCAGCGCCAACAAUCAAAGCCCCAAAACCACCCCACUGACCGAGCAAAACGGCAACGCGCACAAAGAUUCCCAAUUCGACGAUUCUAGUCCCAGCGACACCCGCACGACAAAGGAGAACCGACCCGCUCACUCGCGAAGCCUGCGCAGCAGAUCUCGGCCACCGUCACGGCGCCAAUCCGCAGCAGCCAACGCCGACUCACGUCCAUUGGAGCCGGAGGAAACUCCACAGAACGGGUAUCAGAAUGGAAACGACGUACCGGACCACACUGAACAGCGACAACAACAGCAACAGCCAACGCCCCCCUUACACACGGGCAAAGAAAACUCGCAUGGCGGCGCAAACGGCGUACACAAGCCCGAUACACGAGAGAAGCGCAAAGCACAGUCCGCAGCGCGAGACAUCAUGGUACGAUUAGCUAUGCAGCGUGAAGAAGCAAUGGAAACUGAGGAUUCGCGAUGAUAGCGAGUGAUGUGGAUUUAUUGAAACACAAAAGGAAAAAGUCUUCUGUUUUGAAUACACAAAAGCAAGCAAGCUAGACUGACCCGCUCACUUUAUUUUCCCUUUUCUUCCUUCUAUCAAUUGUAUUAUCUAUACUCUAUCUUUGGGUAAUGUGACACCCCCUCUUUUUCUUCUUUCAUGUGUUUGUACAAAAAGUG
Messenger RNA from Aspergillus costaricaensis CBS 115574, 2018 nucleotides. RefSeq lists its product as uncharacterized. NCBI's taxonomy places the organism in Eukaryota, Fungi, Ascomycota, Eurotiomycetes, Eurotiales, Aspergillaceae. The coding region runs from base 40 to 1821 and encodes 593 amino acids. The transcript has 2 exons. The record is from RefSeq and is a predicted model, not a curated record.